Messenger RNA from Dryobates pubescens (Downy woodpecker), 781 nucleotides. It is a transcript of the gene HSPB3, whose product is annotated as heat shock protein family B (small) member 3. Gene Ontology annotation, cellular component: cytoplasm; nuclear speck. The coding region runs from base 19 to 468 and encodes 149 amino acids. The transcript has a single exon. Lineage: Eukaryota; Metazoa; Chordata; Aves; Piciformes; Picidae. The record is from RefSeq and is a predicted model, not a curated record.
UAUCUUUCUGCCUCAGCAAUGGCAGAAGCUGUUAUAAGACACUGGGUAGAAACUCCCAUACGCUAUCAAGAGCAGUUUGCUGUCCAAGAACUGGAAGCACACAAACUAGAUCACUCUUUAUAUGCUUUGCCAGGCCCUGCUACAGCUGCACUGAGCAACAGAAGGUGUAUCAGCGAAAAUACAGCUGAGACUGGGAAGAACGACCAGAAAGAGGAAAUCACACGCUUUCAGGUCUUGCUGGAUGUUGUGCAGUUCCGUCCUGAAGAUAUCAUUAUUCAGACUUUUGAAGGCUGGCUUCUGAUUAAAGCUCAGCAUGGACCCCGGAUGGAUGAACAUGGUUUCAUAUCCAGAAGCUUUACCAGACAAUACAAAUUACCUAAUGGAGUGGAGAACAAAGAUUUGUCUGCACUUUUCUGCCAUGACGGUAUUUUGGUUGUUGAAAUGAAGAACUCAGUGGGAAAGAAUUAGAACUUUGCCUAUAGUUUAUUGGUGAGAUAAAAUAAUUUUUAGUACAACCAAACAAUGUAAUUCAAGCAAUGCUAUAGAGUGCAGUAAGCAUGUGGCUGCAUUUAUCCUACAGUAAAGGAAAAUCUUUGUAUGUAUUUUUCAAUAUGCUGUGUUUAUUGUUUGAUGUGAAGUGUUAGAAAGUCAGAUAUGUUGGAAAGUCAUAUUCUUUGACAGUUUAAAAUUUAGGCUAGUCACAGCAAGAAAGAAAGAAUCAAUUUGACAGCAUACUAAAAAUAAAGCAUACCUAAGAGUUCAGUAGGGAGAGCUGUGUUUC